GGCAGCGGGUGUGCGACGGGCUCGCGCCCUGCGCUAGUGGCACGGAACAAGUUAGGCGUCUUUAACGCGCGGCGAUGCGGUGCGAUACCCAAUGUGUCACUCCUAGUGUGGACAGAAAGAUUCUGUAGAGGUGUGUACCAGGACGUACACGAUGGAGGGAGGAAGGCAAACGCGGGUGUCCCGCCCCCACAGGAUCAGCGAGUCUUCAAAGGUGUACCGCUGGGCGGAGCAGGCCAGCUGGGUGCUGCAGGGCCUCAGCGAGCAGCGCCAGCGUGGCCAGCUGUGCGACGUGAUUCUGCUGGCGGAUGAGCAGCAGGUGCGCGCGCAUCGGGCUCUGCUGGCUGUGUCCAGCCCCUACUUCCAGGCCAUGUUCACGCUGGGCAUGCGCGAGGAGCGCCAGGCUGAAGUCCCGCUGGUGGGCACGUCUUAUGUGGGCCUAAAGGCUGUGGUGGACUUCCUGUAUAGCGGGGAGCUGCCGCUGGAUGGUGGGAACAUCGACUACGUGCUGGAGACGGCCCACUUGCUGCAGGUGUGGCGGGCGGUGGACUUCUGCUGCCAGUACCUGGAGAAGGAGGUGAAUGAGGAGAACUACCUGUACCUGCAGGAGCUGGCUCAGCUCUACAGCCUGGAGCGCCUGGACGCUUUCAUCGAUCACUUCAUCCUGGAGCGCUUCGCUACGCUGUCCUUCACGCCAGAGUUCCUGCGGGACACGCAGCUCCCCAAGCUCGCUUUGUACCUGGCCAGCGGGCAGGUGCAGCACGAGAGCGAGCAGGCCCUGCUGCAGGCUGCGCUGCAGUGGCUGAGCCAAUGUCCGGAGCGCCAGCCCCAUGCCCGCCAGCUGCUGUCCCACAUCCACUUCCCGCUCAUCCCAGCGGGCGAGUUGCAGGAUCGCGUGCUCCCGGCUGUGUGCUCCCUGCUUCCCCCGGGGUGCGAGGGGUUAGUGGAGGAGGCUCUCUGCUACCACCAGCAGACCAGCGCGCAGCCCGUACUGCAGACCGCAAGGACGGCGCUGCGGGGGGCAACUGAGCGCCUCCUGCUGGUGGGCGGCGAGGUGUCCGAACGGGGCGAAGAACUGAGCGCUGAGGUGCGUUGGCUGGACGGGGAUGCCGGGUGGGGCGUGGAGACCAAGUUGCCCGCCCAGCGAAGCCACCACUGUGUCGCUGUCCUUGGGGGCUUCGUCUUCACCGCGGGGGGCAGCUCGUCCCGCGACAACGGAGGUGACGCUGCAAGCAAUGUGCUGUACCGUUACGAUCCUCGUACCGGUCAGUGGAUAAAGGGGGCCCCAAUGAACCAAAGGCGUGUUGAUUUUUACCUGGGGGUGUUAGAGGACUAUUUGAUUGCUGUUGGGGGACGCAAUGACAGUGGCGCCUUGUCGUCAGUGGAGGUGUACCACCCACUCGAGGACCGCUGGGUCUAUGUGGCAGCACUCCCAAGGUUCACCUAUGGCCAUGCUGGCACCACUCACAAGAAUGUGAUCUUCAUCUCAGGUGGCCAUGACUACCAAAUAGGGCCAUACAGGCGAGACUUGCUGAGCUAUGACCCCAGGAUCAAUGCUUGGACAGAGCGGAGGCCAAUGGCCGUGGCGCGGGGGUGGCACUGCAUGACAUCCCUGAAGGAGCUCAUUUAUGCCAUCGGCGGCAGCGAUGACCGGGAGAACAGCAUGGAGCGUUUUGAUAUUCUGAGCGUGGAGGCAUUUGAUCCCAAGAGCGAGCAGUGGACCUGCAUCGCCCCGCUCCUGCAAGCCAACAGCGAGGCCGGCGUUGUCACCUGGGGGGGUGCGAUUUAUGUCCUGGGUGGGUACAGCUGGGAGAGCAUGGCAUUCUCGAGUAGGACGCAAAUUUUUGACCCAGAGAGGGGCCAGUGGACGCGGGGACCAGACCUGCCGAAGCGCAUCGCGGGGGCAUCGGCUUGCGUGUGCGCAGUCAGACCCCGUGACCGCAGCCCCGAUAGGAAGAAGGCUGUGCGCCGGAGAAAGAGCGUGAAUAACGCUCGGCAGGGCCGAGAUAGGUGACUCGGAGAAAGGAGCGAGCAGGUGUUACUCCGCACCGAGAGAACGAAGGCGACCUUAGUGAAUGAUACGAACACGUUGAAGACCCACGUGUCAAAAAGUUUGAAGAGCCCGAGUAAAGGACUGUCACGCAGUUCCCUGCUCUUCGCCCGGUUCUGUGAUCUAAAUGAGUUCGGAUCAACUGCUGUCAUUGCUGUUAUUCCCAUUAAAAACAGUGCUUCUCUUCUUGGU
Messenger RNA from Scleropages formosus (Asian bonytongue), 2239 nucleotides. RefSeq names its product kelch-like family member 36 (gene klhl36). The record is from RefSeq and is a predicted model, not a curated record. Lineage: Eukaryota; Metazoa; Chordata; Actinopteri; Osteoglossiformes; Osteoglossidae. The transcript is spliced from 5 exons. The coding region runs from base 152 to 2011 and encodes 619 amino acids. Gene Ontology annotation, molecular function: cullin family protein binding.